AAAGCCAUUCAGAAAGCCAAAGAGGCCAAGACCGCAUGAGCCACAGCGACAGAAAGAUCGGUGAGGACUCCAGACCUCCUGCUCCUCCUGCCUCCUCCUCCUCCUCGCCCUGUCUGGCCCAGCAGGCUGCCUGCCCCAGCCAAGAAGUGACCAGCAGAGAAGAAGCCCCCGAACCCCCGACUGUUCUCCCCCCUGUGGACGCUGCACCCCCCCCUGAGAGCUUUAACACCAACGCACACCUCCCGUCUGCCGAACCUGCUCAGGUAAAACAUUCUGUACCCAAUCUCUCUGAACCUUCGCCAUGUGAAGCCCCGACGUCUAACACAGCUUCUUCUUCUGCAGCCACCUGCUGCAGCUGCUCCUCUUCCUCCUCCAGCCGCCCUGAAGUCCGCUGCUCCUCCUGCAGCGCCACCUGCUGUCCUCUACUUCCACCUCCUCUCUUCUCUCUGUCCUCCUCCAACAAAGACUUCAUUACCCAGCUCUCCCGGUGGCUCAGCUCUGCCCUGGAGGAGCAGAAGCCAAAGAGGAGAGAGGAAGAGGAGGAGGAGGAGCAGAGGUCCGAGCCCAGAGACGUUCCGGCUCCUGUGGAGGGAACUGAUGUCGGCAGUCACAGUCCGAGCUCCAGGGACGGCUACUUUGAGAUGGGCCUGGAUGACUCUGGGGAGGAGGUGGUGGGCUCCUCCCCCUCCUCGCUGCCGGGCUCCUCCCCCUCCUCGCUGCCGGCUCCUGCGGUGGAGGGGGGGGAGCCUGGAGAGGAGAAGGCGGAGGUCCGGGUCCGCAGAGUUCUGUGGUGCUGCUGUGUUCUGGUCGGUGGAGAGGUGAAGCAGAGGGAGGCGUGUCUGGUGCUGACUGACCGGCUGCUGGUGCUGCUCUGGUGGUCACCUGACUGCCUGUCAGCCAAUCAGGAAAGAGGCCCGGAGCAGAGCCCAGCCGUGGAGGAGGUUCUGUCGGGCCUUCAGGUGGACCUCCUGACGCCGUACUCCCAGGUUCUGCUGACCCGGCAGGCCGAGCUUCCUGCUUCCUGUCUCUCCUUCGGCACCAAAGCCUCUCAGACCCGCUGGUUCCUCUUUGCUGAGGCCGACCAGCUCCAGCAGACCAGAACCGAGCUGAGCGGGCUGCUCCAGGACCCUCAGAGUCCGCCGGAGCCCCACGGAGCUCCUCAGCUGCUGCCUCCCUCGCUCCUCAACUCCUGGGAGGUGGAGGAGAGUCAGGGAGCCCAGGGAGGGUUUCCCGCCCACGUCCUCUGCUCCUCCUCCUCGGCUCCGUCGGGCGCCCCCCCGCUCCUCGCCGAUGUCGGGUCAGAGGAGCCGGGCCUCCUGUCGCUCCUCUUCCUCACACACAGACACCUGUGGGUGCUGCGGAUGGACUUCAGGGAGCUGCUGAGCGAACAGAGCCCCGCCGUCCCUCAGGCCUCCUGGUGCAGGCUGCUCCGUCUGCCCCUCGCCUCGCUGCUCCCUCUCUCUCCGCCCGGACACGGAGCCGACCUCGCCUCCUGCCCCGACCCGCACCACCGCCUCAGGAGUCAUCAUUCGGUGGACCUGCUGGCUGCUGGGCAGAAGCUGCUGCUGCUCUUCCCUCUGGCCCAGGACAGGAGCUCCUUCCUGGGAGAGCUGAGGCGAAGGAGAGCCUCUCUGGAGGGGCUGAAGAUGGUGGCGCUGCCUCGACCCUGCAGGCCCUGCCCGGCCCGACCUGGACCAGGCUGCUGCAGAUCCAGAGAUCCACGCCACCAUCGCUGCUGCUGCUGCUGCUGCUGCUGCAGCGACAGGAAGCCACAGCAUUCCAGCAGCUGCGACCCGAUGAAGCUGCAGGCCGAGGAGAACCAGCCGUCCCCCCACCUGCUGCCGGGUCUGUCCCCCGGACUGAAGCUGCUGGCCGGACUCGGAGGACAGCAGCUGCUGACCUACUUCAGCAGACAUGUGGCUCUGAACCAGUCUGAGGCGGAGGACCUGAGGCACGUCCUCUGGCUCUCCGUGGUUCUCUACACGGCUCCUGAAAGCGAGCUCACCUGCUGCCUGCUGCUCUCCACGGACUCCAUCUACUUCCUGCUGGAGGACGCCGCCUCGGCGCCGGCUCCAGUGAUGGACGCGUCCACCUCUGCAGACCCAGAGACGAGUCUGUGCUGCUGCCUGAGCAUCAGGCUGUCUGAGCUGCAGGCCGUCAACGUGGGGCUGUUCGACCAGUACUUCAGGGUAGUAGGACGCUCGGCCGAGCAGGUGGUGUGCUGCCUCAGCAGGGACAGCUACGGCACCGGCGUCUUCCUGCAGGAGCUGAUGUCGGCCCUCAGCCUGCAGCAGCAGCAGCUUCCCGCCCCGGAGCCGUCGGACCAGGACUUCUACUCCCAGUUCACCGGCACCGGCACCGGUAAGAUGCAGAACUACGAGCUGAUCCACAGCAGCAAGGUGAAGUUCAUUUAUCCCAGCGAGGAGGAGAUGGGAGACCUGACCUUCAUCGUGGCAGAGAGGAAGACCUCGGCCAGCACAGCAUCCUCAUCCUCCAGCUGCUGCAGCAUCCUGCUCUACCUGCUGGUGUUUCAGGUGCAGAUCCCGGGUCAGUGUCCCGCCUCCAGUCCGGCCGCCGACCCGUCUCCGGUCCUGCAGCCCCGGACUCUGAUCCUCACCGGCACCGACGUCUUCCUGCUGGACGAGGACUACGUCAGCUACCCUCUGCCGGACUUCGCAAAGGAGCCUCCGUCCAGAGAGCGCUACCAGCUCUGCGAGGCCCGGAGGAUCCGGGAUCUGGACCGGGUCCUGCUGGGCUACCAGACCUACCCGCAGGCCCUGACGCUGGUCUUCGAUGACCUGCCGGGCCCCGACCUGCUCUGCCACCUCACCAUGGACCACUUCGCCGCCGCCGCCGCCGGGGAGGAGGCCCCGCCCAGAGGGGGCGUGGCCAGCCGAGGCGCCGAGGGCGAGGUGCAGUGGUGCGUCUUCGUCCCGGGCGCCGACAGCAGGGAGCGGCUGAUCUCGCUCCUCGCCCGCCAGUGGGAGGCGCUGUGCAGCCGCGAGCUUCCCGUCGAGCUCACCGGCUGAUUGGACGACGGGGAGAGAACCGCCGUCUGGACCCUGGCGGCACCGAGCCGCCCGCAGGCGACCCGGCUCGUAGUUUUAGGCGUUUUUAGGCCUUAAACUAAAUACCUGCUGCUGGAAAGCAUGGAGGGGUGAGAGCUGCACGUUUUUAAGAACAGCAAAAGAAACAGUUACCGGCGCUGCACUGCAGGGGGCGCUGCACUGCAGGGGGCGCUGCACUGCAGGGGGCGCUGCAGCGCGUCCACAGGAGUUCAGCCAUGAAUAUUUAGGUUGGUGUGACUUUGAAGAGCUUCGCUCAGCACAAAUACCGGGUUAGGGGCGAGCUGCUUGGUCCACAGACCUGCUUCAGACCAAAAGCUGCUUUCAUGUUACAGAGUUCUGCUGCCGGCGGCCCGGUUCUGCUGCAGACGGCCCGGUUCUGCUGCCGGCGGCCCGGUUCUGCUGCAGACAGCCCGGUUCUGCUGCAGACGGCCCGGUUCUGCUGCAGACGGCCCGGUUCUGCUGCCGGCGGCGUCUCUAGAAGUAUAUCAGCACACAGACUCACACGAGUUGCUUGGCACAAUCUACAUUUUAAGUCUUGCACAUUCUAACAGACUGAGCAGUAUUAACUUCUGAAGCUUUUUAUUGAUUAACUUAUCCGGGUCGUUGCUUUAUGACGGACACGAUGUUUUUCCACCCUGAAACUCAACUUUGUGGGGAAAAAUGAGGUUUUCUGACAUUUCCAGCAUGAACUCCUAAAUACUACAGCUGCUGUUGUCGUACAGUGUUAUUUUUUAUAUCUAUUAACGCACAUUAUGAGCGUUUUCCACAUUGUUGUUGUUCCCCCGGCUGACAGGAGAACGCCUCCGCAUUAAAGAGAAACUGAAACCUUC
Fundulus heteroclitus (mummichog) is the source of this 3898-nucleotide messenger RNA. RefSeq names its product nischarin-like. The transcript is spliced from 17 exons. Gene Ontology annotation, biological process: Golgi organization; lysosome localization; positive regulation of membrane tubulation. Bases 36 to 3029 code for a protein of 997 amino acids. Gene Ontology annotation, cellular component: endosome membrane. Lineage: Eukaryota; Metazoa; Chordata; Actinopteri; Cyprinodontiformes; Fundulidae. Gene Ontology annotation, molecular function: kinesin binding. The record is from RefSeq and is a predicted model, not a curated record.